UGCGACUACACUCUAUCAGCGACGUGUAUGGCACAUCGAUGACCCAUUGAUUGGAAUAGUAUUCUCAAAAUAUGACACGAUCAUCCGUCUGUACGUCGGAUGGCUAGAGGACGACUCUCAAGGCCGUGACCUCCCACGCGUGCAUCUCGGCAGCAUAGAGACGUCUGCCACCCUAGAUUUAUCAUCACCGCUCAUAUCUCUUGCCGUCUCGCGACUGCUCAUGAGUCUAGAAUCACCUAUAUGUGAUCUCCGUGACAGCGUUAGGAAUGUUGUGGGCACCAUUGCCGCCGAGACCCAAACCCACACGGCCCGUUCUUGGCGGGUCGAUUCGGACGCUCGGGAAGAAGACGCUGUUUUCCCUUCAAAGAUGCAGAACAUCCGAGAUAGGAUUAUAAAGUGGCAGGAGAGCCAGAAAUAUUCAGAGGACGUGCCACCACGGACCAGCAGUCCCGCUGCGGUUCGACCUGCGCGAGAAGGUCCAUCCAUCCCGGACAUCGUUAGGCUUGGUGAAGGCGAGGACACGACCAGCCCACCUGCCAGUGAAAUGUUUGACACCAUUCCAACUUUGCUUCAAGUUUCGCAAAUGUCAUGUUCUUGCUUUGCGGACACCUCGGAGGCCAAUGAUGACAGGAUGUUUAGUUGGCUAUUGGAUCGAAAAGUAUUGCCAAAGUCUCUCGCAUUUGAUCCGAAGUUCUUUCAUGAUGAAUACAUUGCAAUGACGGGCUUCAUUUGGCCGAUGACGUGGAACGUCAGAGACAAUCUACCGCCCGUUGAUGCUGCACUUGAGCCAUGCAUCCAAGAGUUGCUCGCUAGUGUUGCCAUUCUGAAGUCCCGAAACGCAGUGAAACUUUUCCAUCCGGAUGAAUUCCCAUUCGAUUUGCGAAUUCUUGAACAGUGUUUCUCUGCGAUCUUCCAAGCGCCCCGCCGUUCCCGCGAAAAGAAAGUUAUUGGCGAUGAGUAUGAAGUAUCGUGGCGUCAUGACCAUGAUCGUUUUCUGUUCGACUUCUUCAUACGUCUCGUUCAGGUCGAUGCUGGAACACUCUUGGGUGGCGACAAGCCCGUCGCACAUCUUGAAGAUUUACAAGUUCGCCCAACGUGCGUUGUUGUUGACAUAAUGGAUCAUUUCUGACAACCCUCUAGUCUUGAAACUACCCUCCGCUUUCCCAAGAGCGAUUUGCUGCAACGCGCCACAUGGGAAUUUGAAGUUUUGGUGUUUCGGCUACUUGAGUUUGAUCCUGACAUCACGAGAAGAUGGCUCGAUUCA
Messenger RNA from Pisolithus orientalis, 1264 nucleotides. RefSeq lists its product as uncharacterized. The coding region runs from base 221 to 1129 and encodes 302 amino acids. NCBI's taxonomy places the organism in Eukaryota, Fungi, Basidiomycota, Agaricomycetes, Boletales, Pisolithaceae. The transcript has 6 exons. The record is from RefSeq and is a predicted model, not a curated record.